Malania oleifera is the source of this 2391-nucleotide messenger RNA. RefSeq names its product protein CYPRO4. Gene Ontology annotation, cellular component: cytoplasm; nucleus. The record is from RefSeq and is a predicted model, not a curated record. The coding region runs from base 208 to 2151 and encodes 647 amino acids. Gene Ontology annotation, molecular function: protein binding. NCBI's taxonomy places the organism in Eukaryota, Viridiplantae, Streptophyta, Magnoliopsida, Santalales, Ximeniaceae. The transcript has 2 exons.
AUAGGGUGAUUCCUUCAUCCCGAAGUAAAGAACUCGACUUAGGAUGAACGCUCACCGGCAAUAGCCGGUAACCCGAUCUUCCUUUUAAAACCCUAAAUAACUAACUCAAAUCUCUCCUUUCAAACUCCCAAAAUUUUCAAAAUUUUGGAAUCUCUCACCCCUGUUAAUUUCUUCAUUUUCGAAUCUCUCAAUCAAGAAGAAGCAACAAUGGGAGGCUCUCAUAGUCGCGAGGGUCUUGAUCUCUCCUCCGACGAAGAAGUAGAGCAAGAAGAAGAAGAAAGCGAUGAACAGUACGACGACGCCGAAGAAGAUCGGGAAGAGAGGCUGCGGAGGCCUUCUCCGAGCAAAGGCAAAACCGUAACCCCAGUUGAUGAAUUGGACGCCAAGCUAAAGGCUCUGAAGCUGAAAUACGCCUCCCAGAGCCCUAAUUUGAAGAACGCUGCGAAGCUCUAUCUUCAUAUUGGUGGGAACACCCCGAAAGCCAAGUGGAUCGUCUCUGAGAAGCUCGCUUCGUACGCCUUCGUGAAGACUAGUGGAACUGGCGGUGCCGAUGCUGAUGAUGAUGAUGAUGAUGACGACGGUGAGGCGUCCGUCGGUGGAAUGGAUGCGUUUUGGGUUUUGAAGGUGGGUUCGAAAAUUCGGGUUAGGGUUUCUACGGAUAUGCAGUUGAAGAUGUUUGGGGAUCAGCGGCGGAUUGAUUUUGUGUGUGAUGGAGUGUGGGCGAUGAAGUUCCUUACGGAUGAGGAGUAUCGGAGUUUCGUCACCAAGUUUCAAGAUUGUUUGUUUGAGAAUGUGUACAAGCUUAAGGCGACGGAAGAGAAUAAGAUUAAGACUUACGGGAAGGACUUUAUUGGGUGGCUGAAGCCAGAAGCUGCAGAUGACACCAUGUGGGAGGAUGCAGACGAUUUUGAUUUGAAGAGUCCGGGGUCGGCAACAACUCCGGGGAGGUUGAACCAAGAUUUGUUGGAGGAGUUUGAGGAGGCGGCUACAGGCGGUGGGAUACAGAGCUUGGCUUUGGGUGCGCUGGAUAAUAGUUUCUUGGUGAGUGAUUCUGGAGUUCAGGUUGUAAAGAAUUUUAGCCAUGGAGUUCAUGGGAAAGGGGCUUAUGUGAAAUUUGAUGGCGGGAAAAGGGGCAGGAGUAGUUCAAGUUUGGGGCAUUCGACCCCGAAGAAGGCACUGUUAAUGAGGGGUGAAACAAAUAUGUUGCUUAUGAGCCCUUUUAAGGAAGGGAAUCCCUACUCAACAGGGCUUCAUCAGCUUGACAUUGAGACAGGGAAGGUUGUUACGGAAUGGAAGUUUGAAAAGGAUGGAGCAGAUGUAACAAUGAAGGAUAUAACAAAUGAUACAAAAGGGUCACAAUUGGAUCCGUCAGAAUCAACAUUUUUGGGGUUGGAUGACAAUAGAUUAUGUCAGUGGGAUAUGCGUGACCGGAAAGGAAUGGUGCAGAGUCUUGCAACAGCUAAUUCACCCGUGUUACAUUGGACUCAAGGCCACCAGUUCUCCAGAGGGACGAAUUUUCAGUGCUUUGCAAGCACAGGGGAUGGUUCCAUUGUGGUUGGGUCUCUUGAUGGAAAGAUUCGGUUAUAUUCAAAAACUUCCAUGCGGCAGGCAAAGACAGCAUUCCCGGGGCUUGGUUCGCCCAUCACUCAUGUGGAUGUUACUUACGAUGGGAAGUGGAUAUUAGGCACCACAGACACCUAUUUGAUCCUUAUCUGCACACUGUUUACUGACAAAGAUGGGAGGACGAAGACUGGUUUUAGUGGUCGUAUGGGGAACAGGAUCCCAGCUCCAAGAUUGUUGAAGCUGACACCUGUGGAUUCACAUACGGCUGGGGCAAACAAUAAGUUUCAUAGAGGCCAAUUUUCCUGGGUAACAGAGAAUGGGAAACAAGAGCGGCAUCUAGUGGCAACAGUGGGCAAGUUCAGCGUGAUAUGGGACUUUCAGCAGGUGAAGAACAGUGCGCACGAAUGCUACAAGAAUCAGCAAGGCCUCAAGAGCUGUUACUGUUAUAAGAUUUUGCCUAGGGAUGAGUCUAUUGUGGACAGCCGCUUCAUGCAUGAAAAAUUUGCAGCUAGUGCCUCCCCUGAAGCUCCCCUUGUGGUGGCAACCCCUCUGAAAGUCAGCUCCUUCAGCAUUGCUGGCAGACGAUGACGUUCCUCCUCUCCCUACUUGUUUACAUGUUUGUUUUUCUAUUUUCUAUUUCUUUUCUUUCCCCCUGGGCAAGUGUCUUGUAUUUAUACUAGUGUGUUCCUAUUUGGUAGGCUUGAAUUCCCUCUGUUCAUUUGUAUUUUCAUUUUGUUCUUUGUUAUAGUUGAUCCUGGCUUCUGUGUAUUUUUAAUCCCUACUCGUUUUGUGGUACAGACACAAAUAAAAACCUGGGUUAAGAAUGCA